This is a messenger RNA of Staurois parvus, 450 nucleotides long. The record is from the annotation of a GenBank genome assembly. Lineage: Eukaryota; Metazoa; Chordata; Amphibia; Anura; Ranidae.
AUGGAUGCUGAGCGUUUGGAGUGUAUGUCCUGUGUGCAGCCUGAGCUCUCCCCUGCAGAGGAGGAAGACAGCUGGGAGGGAUCUGAUGAAACUGUGGGUGAUCAAGAGGGAAGAGAGCAACAAGAAGUGUCAGAUCCCCAAUUUCUACAGACCCCUCAACUGGGGGAAGAUGUCACAUGUGACCUCAAACCAUGUAUCCAGCCCUUCAAGGCAUGGGCUCCUACUGUCUACUCCUGUUUUGGGAAAGAGCACCUCUGGUUUGCAGGGUACGAAAUUAUUAUCCAGGAGUCCUUGGAAGGUUACGCAGGAGUGAUCUGGCCUGGGGCCAAGGCAUUAUGUUACUUCUUGGAAGAAAACCAAGAUGGAUUUGACUUGAGAGACAAGAAGGUUCUUGAACUUGGCUCUGGAACAGGACUGGUAUCGAUUGUUGCAUGCAUCUUAGGUCUGUGA